UCAUGUCGCUCACCGACAUGACGUCACUACUGUAAGGAGACAGGCCGCCUCGGCUAACGCAGAUCCCACCGCCCUCCAUUCAUUGCGCUCGAAACUCGGCGGGGUGAGAAACAAACAAAACCUCGCGUCCGUGCGUGGCACCAGCCUCGUUGGUACUGCCGGCCGGGGGCGCGAGCGUGUCUCUCGUGUCGCAACAACAGCAGCAGCCGCAGCCGCAGCUCGAGAUGGCGUCAGGAGCCACGCGGAUGCAGAAACUCUUCGAGUUCAUCAAAGUUGUCGGGCAGCUGAAGAACGUCAAACGGACUGGAUGGAUCUACAGAAGGGUGCCAGACCCAGAAAGUGUGGCUGACCACAUGUACAGGAUGGCCAUUUUGGCUUUCCUCAUUCGGGAUGAGUGUCUUAACAAAGACAAAUGCAUGAAGCUGGCUCUGGUGCAUGACAUGGCAGAGUCGAUUGUGGGGGACAUUGCACCAGCUGAUAACGUCAGCAAGGAGGAAAAGCAUCGCAGAGAAGAGGAUGCCAUGAAACACAUUUCAACCUUGGUAGAUGAAGAAAUUGGAAAGGAACUUUAUAGCUUGUGGGAGGAGUACGAAUACCAGAGGUCUGCGGAGGCCAAGCUCGUGAAGGACCUGGAUCGAUUUGAGAUGAUCUUCCAGGCGUACGAGUAUGAGCAGACUCACCAUCGUCCGGGAGAGCUCCAGGAUUUUUACAACUCCACAGAAGGGAAGUUUCAGCACCCGGAGAUGGUUGAGUGGGAUGAUGCCUUGAGAGCCUUGAGAAGCACAGGGGAGCAGCGCGGCGCGGAGGGACAAUCGGCGGCAGGAGCGACGGCCGCCCAACCGCAGUGUUCCAGGGCGGGCCUCGGAUUGCGGACAGAACCCGAGGGACAGACCGACCAGCCUAGCCCUCCGUUCCGGUCCACGCGCAACUGAGCGUGUGGCUCUUUUCACCGGUCGUUUAAGAAGCAUGCGCAACACCGCCAAGCUCGCUUCAACUCGCCGAUUCGCAGCAGCUUGCGUCAAUGCCACAUUCGCGAGCCAGCCCCGGUGAUAUUGUAAACCAAUUCGUAGCUGAUCUUUAGAGCGUGUGACAUCACAGCGGGAUUGGCUCGUGAAAUGUGUUUUGGACGGUGUUCACAUGCCUCGGGUCAACGAUCCUCACAUCUCGAUCGCUCGGAUGCCAUUCCAUUCCAGCAUUCCUCGUCUGCGAUUUACCUCAGUCGAUAUGUAUGUUGUUAGGCGUUCUACACGUUUGUGAUCAAUAGACAUUGAAAGCUGGAUUAAAGGUGGCUUCUGAAGGAAAUAAUUUGAAGAAUACACGAUCCUCAUUAAAGUUAGACAUUUAAACUUCUUUCGGUGCACAAAAUGUAUUAUUUUACAAAAAAGGCUAAAAUGUGGUACUGAACAUUAUUUUAAUUUAUUUUAUCCUAUGAUAACUAGUGGGUAUACAGUUGCUGUGUUAUUGAGGCUAGCUAAACAAUGCAAAAGUGCUUCUAUAUCUUAUUGUUUUUUUCACGACCCCCCCCCCUCUGCACACUUGGGGUUGUGCAGUUGUUGUGAAUGCCUUGAAGAAAAAAACUGCUGCUCCAUUCCAUUUUCACUGCAAUAGUGAACAAUGCAUGUCUAUUCUAGAUUUGAAGUUUUCGUGACUGCAAGGGUCCAUACUCUUUGUUUUUUUCGGUAAAGUCACGUAGGUAAAAGAGGAAAAUAAACGUCGUGAUUAAAUUUAUUUGCCUACGUGACUUUACCGAAAAAACCAAAGAGAAUUCAUGUCAACGCUAUGUGGGAGGUAUUUUAAGUUUUAUUCGUUGAACAUUUUCACAGUUUUAUUCAGAAUGAAGCAACAUUGGAAUUGUACUUCACACCUUAGAAACUUUGGUUUCAUUUUGUAGACAUAUAUACACAGCUUUAAUUGGCAACUAAGCGGUGCCACUUAAUGCCAGGUGUUUUGUGUUCUAAAAUCCCCUUACACUGUGAUGUGUGGUCGAUGGAGUUAAUGUUUAUUGCACUGAUGUACUGUGACUUUCAUUGCACUCUAUUUGCCACACUUGACUUGGUUUGCGUGGUAGUAAAACACAAGAUGUAUUCUUUUUUUUCUCUUGGCUGAAUGGAGACUUAGUGCUUCGUGUCCGGUCUGUAUUCACCGUAGGCUUUUAUCGAGCAAACUUAACAAAAACGUGUGGCCAGCAAAUGCUAAGUGUUUAAAAAAAUAAAAAAGAGCCUUGGCUUUAAGUGCUGCUGUAAUCGCUUUGGCAAAGUGCAACACGUCAGCUCUCAAUCCUGAAUAGUGUACUCCUUUUGCAGUAGAUCGUACACAGUGCUUGUAUAUAUGUAUCUAGAAUGCCAAAAGUCACUUUGUGUCAUACACAAGUUAUGCUGUCACAACAAGUUAAUGGUAAAUAAAUUGAAUUGCGGAGCUAAUAUAUGUUGUACACCGGCUAUUUACAUAUACGUUUGAAUGUGGUAAGAAUUUUAUUGAGAUUACACAAUACAUUUUUUUAAAAUGAAGAAACAUUCUAGAUCUUAAGUUUUAGUGACUGCAAUGAUCCAUAUGUUUUAGUUCUUUUGGUAAAGUCACGUAGGUAUAAAAUGAAAUAAAUAAAAAAAAUCAAAUCACGACGUUUCAGAAGCAACACAAGCUUCCAUCAAGAGAUUAUAAUCUCUUGUCACAAGCAGCUCUUUUGCCCACUACAGCAAUUUGUUUCUUGCCGUGGCUGUCCCACCUGAUGACGGAAGCUUGUGUUGCUUCCGAAACGUCGUGAUUUGAUUCAUUUUUAUUUUGUUUUGUAUUUUAUUUUAUACCUACGUGACUUUACCGAAGGAACUAAAGAGCAUCAAGAAACAUUGUUACUUUUAGCAACAGUAUUGAUUAUUCAUUUUCUGUCUGUUGUUGCUUUCAGCGGGUUUUAGUUUGUUUGUUUUACCGGUGUUGCCAUUCAAGUAACCCUGCACGAUUCGCUGCAAGAUUCAUAGUUAAUAGGUUCUUCCUGGCAGCCUGUGCCCACUGCUAUUGAAAAACAAAUAUACUUAACUGAAGUAGGUAAUCUACUUUUAAAAUAACAUAUUUAGAUAAUUGGCAGGUAGCCAGAGUACAAAACCACAGCCCGACCUGCAACAUUUUCACCUAUAUGGGGGGGGGGGGGUGAUCACGUGGGAUAGCGGAACAGCGUUCGCCACUUGCUGCAGAGGUUCACAAUUCGAAUCCAGAUGCUGCCCUGAUUAAUACUGUGGGUGUACGAACCGCAAAAAUGCGCCAUCUGGUUCACACAGUGGACGUUAAUGAUACCAUGAGGCCAUUCGCAGGACUUGGACAAUCAUGUGCAGUGGCAGUCAAAGCUUGCCAAAUUCGAAAUUAAUCCACAAAUUAUUCAAUUCGGAUUACACACAGAAAUUGUCACCCCCUACUCGCAGACGAGCGUAUUGGGCGCUAUCAGAAACAAAACCUUUUCAUCGUCUUGUUUCUUUCAGAUUCGCGUAUAAUCUGAAUUAAUUGUGUUCACGUAUAAUCCACCCACUAAUAUUUGUAGUACAGUUAUCAUUGCGUACACAGUUCUUAAAAUACUGUAUUUCUAAGACGUUACCUUCAUAUAUUUAUUGUAAAAAAACAAGUAUUUUUAAGUAAUGUGCUGAAAACUAAUCGUGUAAGAUUGAGCAUUGUUAAGAAAAUUUUAUUUUGGAAAUUGUGUGGCGCGCUUAUGUAAAGUUAAUGGGAAAGUGUAUUCAACAAUGUUUUUAAUAGCUCCGUAUUAUAUUAGGCAAAUACAUCCAUUCGUACGCCAAUCGUGACCAAACAACGGAGCAAUAAGUAAAUUGUGGUGUUUGGACAUUAAUCCACAAACUAUUAAAAGUAUGAAGGUCUACAUUCCUUGUUGCUAAAAUUACAUGUUCUUACUCUUUGCAUUAAAACCACUACUUACACGACCAUACUCGGUGAUAUAAUUACACAUUCUUAAAUAAACCUUGCAUAUAAAAAAUAUUAGAAGUAAAACGUUAGGUAUCAAAUUGUUAAUUAAACAGUGCACAUUGUGUUCAUGAAACGUAUGAUAUGGCAGAGUAAGUUAACGGUGUAGUUUAACAUUUCUGCGCAGUGUAUAACUUACAUUGCUGCCAUGCAUGCGUUUGUAUUUUCUGUUUAAAAGUUUAGUAAAAAAAAUAAUCCCAAAAUCUUUUCAUCUUUUUAAUUUGUGUUUAAUGUGGAAGAACUGUUUUUGUUGUGUAAAAAUUGAAUUGGAAGCAUCGGUGUGUUGCCGCUGCUGAAGGGGGUGCGAGUUUCUUCAUUAUUUCUUGUUGCAGCAAAACAAUGAAUGGGCACCUGUACCUCUCCGUACGUUGGCUUCGUGGAGUUAUUGGGUCGGCAUAAACACCACGUCUUUUUGGAGCCUAUUUGAUAUACUACACGAUAAACCUGGGCAUGCUUUACAGUAAAUUCCUAUUCACCUGUUCGACCUUAUAAUUAAUUGGGGUAUUUUCGUAACGAGAGGUCUGAUUAAGACCGAGGAGGAGGGGAUGAGGUGAAUUUGGGACGGCGUUUCAUGCAUGAAAAUGUACCACAAACUCUCACCCCGCGUGAUCUUUUAACGCCAAACAUUUCCCAGGUGUUGGCAAAAGCUGCUUGUGAAUCGGCCUCAUUGUAUAAGUUGGGGGUCUGCCUUGUGUUUCCUUUGCUGCUCAUGGGCCCUGCCAGGGGACAGCAGUUUAACGUUAAUUCCCUCAUCCCUUGUAUGUCAAUGUGGGGCUCCGUUUGACAAACGACCACUCAAGUCCCGCACACGAAUAGUGCAGCUUUGAUAGGGGUGAUCUGUUAUGGGUCAGUAUUGGUUACGCGACUGACUUGUAAACAUCUCCGGCUGUAACUUGAUAAUCUCGCAACUAACUCUGUACAAAGUGUUGGAGAAGUGUGUGGCAUUGAGCUACUAUAAGUUGUACUUAGAGGCGAUGUGCAUAAGGUUUAAAACAUCGAAUUGUGUGUGGGCUUCAAUUUAGUGAAGUUAAAGCGCUCGUUUUAAGCAGUCGUGGCGUUUGCACAUUUUAAACACGUUUGCAGUAGUUGGGAUGCGCAGUUCGUUCACAGUGAUGUGAUUAGUCACAGUGUGAGAACAUGUUUAGCUUUAGUUCAUGCAGUGGCAACGUAGAAAAUCAACUCAUCUGUGAAUGGCGAUAUAUUUUUAGUUUUUCCAACAUUUUAACUUGGCAGGGAAAGAGCAGGUAUUAGCAUUCAGGCCUGACUUGACCUCUUGCUGCUACUGUCAGCCAAGCCAGGUAAUCAACACCUCCGAUUAGCAUGGUUGGCUUCGUACGGUGCGAAAGAAGUUCAAUGCACAGUUCGUACAAUAGAGAAUAAGCAAAUGUAAAACCUUGUUCUGAUUAUAGUUGACAAUUGGGACUGCAUGAACUGCCGAAGUUACUUCUAAGUGAAAAUAUAGGUUUUAAAAAAUGUCCUGUAUUUGAUUUUCAACAUUUAAAUAAUUAACUCCUUUUGCUUACAAUUCUCUGCUGAUUUGCAUGCAAUUUGCAUGUGAUUCACUCUUGGAAGGUUUGCCCCGGGUGUGUGCCCUUGAAUAAACAGCGUUGGUUAAUGGAUUAUAUGGUAAUCAGCCGAAUAACCACUGGGUAGUGCAAAAGAGCAUGCAUUGCUUUGGCUAAAACGUUAGUGAUGUUGGGUAUUGCAUCGAUCUUGUGCAGACCGGGAAAAGGCUAUUUUGUGGUAUAAUUGUAUCACUUGGAUCCCCUUAUGAUUAUUAACAAGGUGCCUUUGUAUUGAUUUCUUUAGAAAAGGUACAACUGCUUAACCGCACAAGCAUGUUCUCCUCUUAAGUAAAGACUUUGCUGAAGUGUGUGUUGCACGCACACGUCGCUCAAUGAUGCAUCUUAAAAAGACAAAUAACUUUUAAGAUUUUGUAACAGUGGUUGUGCGAAUAUAUGUGGUUGGGUUUCUCAUGUUGUAAAAGCUUGCGAAUAAACAUGCAUGGUUGUAUUGUC
This is a messenger RNA of Lethenteron reissneri (Far Eastern brook lamprey), 5978 nucleotides long. RefSeq names its product HD domain containing 2 (gene HDDC2). Gene Ontology annotation, cellular component: cytoplasm. Gene Ontology annotation, molecular function: 5'-deoxynucleotidase activity. Lineage: Eukaryota; Metazoa; Chordata; Hyperoartia; Petromyzontiformes; Petromyzontidae. The record is from RefSeq and is a predicted model, not a curated record.